UUGCAAUGAAACAUUUAAACCAGACAGAAAUAGUAUAUAAUAGCGUAGAACUAAUUCACUAAUGUUGUAUGGAAAGAAAAAGACUAAGAAAAUCAAAGCAGUGACCGGAGAAGAUGGCCAUAUAGAGAAUAAUGGUGGAAAAGUUUGGGUUCAUACAUGUGUGGAAACACUUGUGUUCAUAUGUGUAUUCCUUUCUUUAAAAAAGUCAUGAAAUUAGAGCUAACUAUAUUAGGAGCUGUUUUUAUUCAUUUAGAAGAUGUUCCAUUCAUUUUUUCUUUAAAAAAGGCAUGAAAUUAGAGGUAACUAUAUGUUUAGGCAAGAAAUUGAUAAUUUCUUCUAACAAUUAAAUAAUCGAAAGGGAAUCGUACAAGAAAAUAUAACAAGAAUUAAUAACAGAAAGUAAAUAUUGAAUUGAUGAAUUCGAUUGAUUUCUCUAUAGUGCUGGUCAAUCCAUUUGAUCGUAAGAAAUGAUCUCCUAUUUAAACUAAAAUCCCAAUCUCCAUGUGUUGUCCAACUGUCCGCCAGAAUAGCUCCCACUCCCCUUGUUACGUGAAAGUAGUUGCCCACUCCUAUCAGCAAUUUGUUUUCCAUUUACUAAUCCAUCCUUAUCCAUCUUUCUUAUCCUCUCGUGGGCUUUGUCUCUUCUAAUUGAUGAACAAUAACAAAAAUAGGACACGUGUGGAACAUGGGCCAUCCUAGUAACAAUUCUCGUCCCAACAAUUGUCCCCUUUCGAGAAGUUGAGGCGUAGGGACGCACAUGUCAACCCGUCGAGCAUCAACUUGUCGAAAUUUGAAAGAACUUAAACUUGUCGUCAUUGCCCAUCAACUCGUCAUCUCACUGACAUGUCGUCAACCCGUCACUCGUAUGUCGAGACGCUUCCACCAAUCCGUCAUUUGUCGGGUGAGAUGCUUUCUUCAACUCGUCACCCGUCUGACGGGACGACUUCCGUCAACUUGUCAUUUGUAUGAGGCGACGCUUCUAUCAACAUGUCACUCAUCUGGCGAUCGAUAUGCUUUUGUCAACUCGUCAAUCUUCAUAUAAGACGCUCCCGUCAACUUGUCACUUGAACGGCGAGACACUUUCGCCAACCCGUCAAUCUUCAAAUAAGACGCUUCCGCCAACUCGUCAUUUUACUUGCAAGUAGUUUUUGAUCGAAUCCGUCUAUUUGACUGAAGCAAUGAAGAACGAGGGCUGAUCUCCUAUGCUCUUCUUCCAAAUCUAGGCAGUGCUGACGAGUUACAGCUUCGUCCAGAUUGAUGUCGACACUUCAGUUGACAUGGGUGAUUCUGUCUGUAGUUGAAUAUGACGACUUGGGUUGUGUGAACUUGAUCCAUACCCUGCAAAAGCUUUAAACAGCGUUACGUUUUUCGUUUGUACUAUCUCCUUAUGUUGGAGCAUGUGCUUCUGUUGUGUAGUUCUGUAUUUUUGUUGUUCGUGCGUUGUCACAUAUGUUUUGGUUGCACGCGCGUUGUCAUAUAUGUUUUGGUUGCACGUGCGGUGUCAUAUACGUGUGUAUUUUUUGGCCAAAAAAUAUAUAUGUUGUAAGGGCCGACUGGGACUGUUAUCCAUGAUCUUCUCAUGGGCAGCCCAGCCCUUUCCCAGUUGAUGUCAGUGUAUAAUAUGUAACUGGCAUGAGCAUGGUUGAAAUCCUAGUUGCCUCAAUAAUUACUUGGUCUUAUGCGUCGAGAUAGUCCUGCAUCCAUUAAAAACCGUCAAAGCUGGCCGUUGGCUUUGGGCCAACGGCCCUCUGAUGAUUAAGUCAGUAAAAGCAAUGAAUAUAUCUUGAAGCGGAAAUGUAUACUCUACACCGAAUACGUCACAACUUUCUAUGAACAAGAUGACCACAUAAUGUUUUCAUAAAGGAUCCAAAAUUUAUUGAACUCAAGCUUAGAAAUGAGAUAGGUUAAUCAUGUACAAAAUAACUCAAAGGAAAAUGCAUAGAUUAUUAAAGAAACCAAAUUUUAACUAGACUCAAUCUAUUCUAAAUCAUUCACUCGGUUUUAUAAAUGAUAUGAGAUUUUUCAGAUUAAACUCACUGAUCUGUCAGGGGUCAAAGUAAGACAAGACCUCAAAGUGACGUACAGACUGACCAAUGACCAUGACGCUUUGACAGAUUCGUCGUACUCGAUACGUCAUUGUUUUCUAAAUGAACUUACAAGGACCUGUGACGUAUUAAAGUAACUUACUGAUGGUGCUUCAUUAAACUUGGCGUCUCGUUUGGUUUUCUGUACUCAAAACGUUGUUAGGGUUGGUCGUUGGCCUUAAGCCAAUGGCCCUCCGAUGAUUAAGUUAGUAGGUGAUCAUUUAUAGAUAAAUGAAAAUAAUAGAUUAAGAAUAUGUAUACCAAUCUAGAUAAGUUAUCACCAUAACAUGUCUACCGUAGGGUGAUAUGCCCCCCGUCUGACGAUUUCAAUCAUUUCGUCACCGAAGUGAGUUAUCACGAAAGUGACUCGUCACAGAAAUGACUCGUCACGGAAGUAACUCGUCAAGAAAGUGAUUCGUCAUCAAAGUGAUUCGUCACGAAAGCGAUCCGUCACAGAAGUGACUCGUCACGGAAUUGACGACAAUAUGCGAAAGAAAGUAACAAACUAAAAAUGAAACAACUUUUAAGGGUACCGUAUUGUAGCUCUUUAGAAUCUGUCUAUCAUCGGACGAUGUGCCCCCCGUCUGACGAUUUCAAUCACUUUGUCUUGUUCAUUUCGUCAUGGAAUGACGACUCGUUCCUCGGGUCUUGAAUAAGGUUUCCCAGACUUGUAAUCAAGCCUCCUAGGAGAUUCUGAUUUCCCGUGCCCCCAUUCAUGCUCAACAUGUCCAAGACGGGAUCGUAAGUCUUCUUCUAGACGGAUGAAAGCCAAUGCCUUUGCUUGGACAUCUUCGAAGGAUCGACAAGGGUAUUUCGUCAGCUCUCGGUAUAGCUCUGAAUCUUCAUAUAAACCUCUUCUGAAUGCUUCAAUGACGGUAGAGACGUCACAUUUUGGGAUCGACACCUUCCUUACGUUGAAUCUGUGCAAAUAAUCUCUAAUUGAUUCACCAUGCCUCUGUGUGACUUGAUACAAGUCACUGGUCCGUCUUUCCAAUACCCUACUACUCGCGAACUGUCGAUUGAAAAGAUUGACGAGUUCGGCAAAUGAACCGACGCUUCUAUUCGGAAGAUUGACGAACCAUGUCAAAGCGGGACCAGCCAGUGUUAUGCCAAAUCCCCGACACAUACAUGCCUCUCUCUGUUCAAGUCUAACGGAGAUGGUCGACAUCACUUGCUUAUACCGUGCGACAUGUUCUCCAGGAUCCGUGGUUCCGUCAAAUGGCUCCAUGGUUGGUACGUCAAAUUUAUUCGGCAGCUGGACACGAAUGAUCGAAUCGUCAAAAGGUGAAUCUUCAUAACACGUUCGUGACGCUCUGCCCAAGGGCGUUGGUACCCCUGGCAAUCCGUUGAGUUUGUCCUGCAUCGGUCGCAUUUGCUCCCUCAAUAUAGCCAUCUGAUCUGCCAUAUCCGGAUGGAGGGGAACUGGAAACGACGAUGUCGGUGCUGCCAUCUGGCUGACUUCAUGACAGAUUGAUGAUGGAGUGAAGAUCAUUUCAGGACGUCUUUCAGGAAACGUCGAUGCUAGUAACGCGUCAAAUCCGUCAUAGCGUCGCAGUUGAGGUUCUAGAAAUGACACGCUGGGCCCAUUCCGUCUGGCGUCCUGCAUGAAACUUGAUGGGCCGGCUUCUGCACCAUUCCUGCUCCUGUAAUGUGGGAUUGACGGCCCUGCUGGGAUAGGGGUCACACCAGUUGACGGAUCGGAGUUGGAUGGACCGGGAUCUCCGCUGGUUCUGCUCCUAUAAUGGGGGAUCGACGGUUCCGUCAUGGUGGAGUACAGAGUCGUCGUCGGCAGGCUUUGAGUUGCUGCUUGCAAGCCUGAUCCGUUUGCCCUGACCCGAAGAGAUUCCGGGAAGAAACAAACCGGUAUGUUGGCUGGUGGUGUCGGCGUUGGCAAGAGUGGCGUAUACGGAAUGACUUGCGAGAUUACCGUUGAGCAUGGCUCCCCAGUCGGUGUCGGUGACAGACCCAAUGUAAGAGAGACUGGAUCCGUCGAUGAUGCUGGUGGAUCCGUCGAUGUUGCGGGUGGAUCCGUCACUGCUGGGGAGAAACAAAGAUCCAGUCGUGUUACGGCAGUCAUUGUGUCACUCUUCCGGUUGAGCUUUGACUUUGAGGCUAUUGACACCGCAGACUGUACCUGGGACCGAAGUACAUCAUUUUCCCGUUGGAGAUGAGCCAUCUUCUCCGCCAUCUCGCGCCGGAUUUCAUCUCGGACCGUCUCUAAUUGCUCAUGGAAUUCAAUCAACAAUUGAUUUGCUCCUUCCAUAUGUGAUCUUUUUCUUGCACGAUGCCCCACGGUGGGCGCCAAAUUGUUUAGACAAGAAAUUGAUAAUUUCUUCUAACAAUUAAAUAAUCGAAAGGGAAUCGUACAAGAAAAUAUAACAAGAAUUAAUAACAGAAAGUAAAUAUUGAAUUGAUGAAUUCGAUUGAUUUCUCUAUAGUGCUGGUCAAUCCAUUUGAUCGUAAGAAAUGAUCUCCUAUUUAAACUAAAAUCCCAAUCUCCAUGUGUUGUCCAACUGUCCGCCAGAAUAGCUCCCACUCCCCUUGUUACGUGAAAGUAGUUGCCCACUCCUAUCAGCAAUUUGUUUUCCAUUUACUAAUCCAUCCUUAUCCAUCUUUCUUAUCCUCUCGUGGGCUUUGUCUCUUCUAAUUGAUGAACAAUAACAAAAAUAGGACACGUGUGGAACAUGGGCCAUCCUAGUAACAAUUCUCG
Messenger RNA from Cuscuta epithymum, 4794 nucleotides. The record is from the annotation of a GenBank genome assembly. Lineage: Eukaryota; Viridiplantae; Streptophyta; Magnoliopsida; Solanales; Convolvulaceae.